AACUUUCUCCUACAAAGGUCAUGAAUUUCUCUCCCCUGAUCUAAUCCUAUAUAAAAUAUCGUAGCCAAUUGCUUUACAAUCCACGUUUCUCUGCAAACUAAUGAUUUAUUAGUACUCCCUUCAGUUAUUCAAUUUCUGUCUAUCAGCAUAUGGAUAGUAUAUAUACAAGCAAUGAAAUGGGAUCCCCUUCAAAAGAAAAAGAAGCCUAUUCAGCAUUCACACCAAGGAAACUUAUCAAGUUCUCUUUUCAAGAGAAAAAGACGACUCCAUGGGAAGUGAGGUGACCUUCCAAUGCUCGAGAAGUGCCGAUUCCAGGAAAGCUGCGAUUCUUGCCCUCGGCAAGGCAUUUCCGCACCAGCUUGUCAUGCAAGAGUUUCUGGUUGAUGGAUAUUUCAGGGAUACCAACUGUGAUGAUCCUGAACUCAAGCAGAAGCUAGCUCGACUCUGCAAGUCAACCACAGUGAAGACAAGAUACGUGGUGAUGUCUGAAGAAAUCCUAACAAAGUACCCUGAACUAGCUAUUGAAGGGCUCCCCACAGUGAAGCAAAGGCUGGAGAUUUGUAAUUCAGCAGUCACACAAAUGGCCAUUGAAGCCUCAGAAUCUUGCAUCAAGAAAUGGGGCAGGCCAGUUUCAGACAUAACCCACUUGGUCUAUGUCUCCUCAAGUGAAGCUCGGCUUCCUGGUGGCGAUCUUUACCUCGCAAAAGGGCUGGGCCUCCGGCCAGAUACCCGCAGGACCAUGCUAUACUUUUCAGGCUGCUCGGGUGGGGUGGCGGGUCUUCGGGUAGCCAAGGACAUUGCUGAGAACAAUCCAGGCAGUAGAGUUUUGCUUGCAACUUCAGAAACUACUAUUAUUGGGUUCAGGCCGCCUAGCGCUGACAGGCCUUAUGAUUUGGUUGGAGUGGCAUUGUUUGGAGAUGGGGCUGGGGCCAUGAUCAUAGGAUCUAAUCCUGUUGUGAAAACUGAAAGGCCUCUCUUUGAACUGUAUGCCGCCCUACAGCAUUUCUUGCCAGGUACCGAAAAAGUUAUCGACGGGAAACUUACAGAAGAAGGCAUAAGUUUCAAGCUGGAAAGGCAGCUCCCACAGAUAAUUGAAAACAAUAUUCAAGAUUUCUGUGUUCAGUUAAUGGGAUCUGCUGGAUAUUCUGAAAAGGAUUUCAAUAAAUUGUUCUGGGCUGUUCAUCCAGGGGGCCCUGCUAUUCUCAACAGGCUGGAGAAGAAGCUGGAGCUAUUGCCUGAAAAACUGAAUGCAAGUAGAAGGGCACUGACUGAUUAUGGGAAUGCUAGCAGUAAUACAAUUGUGUAUGUGCUGGAGUACAUGCUAGAAGAGGCAAAGAAUGUGAGAAAGGAUGAACAGGGGCAUAACGAGUGGGGAUUGAUACUGGCAUUUGGACCUGGGAUCACAUUUGAAGGGAUUCUUACCAAGAAUCUCACUGUCUGAAGCUUCUAACCUUCCUUCUUAUGGCUAGAUGAAACACUUAACAUGUUAUCUCUAGCAAAUUCAAGUGUUACUUCAUACUGUAUAAUCACUUCUAUCUAUAUCAACCAGGUCUGAAUCAAACUC
This is a messenger RNA of Sesamum indicum (sesame), 1564 nucleotides long. It is a transcript of the gene LAP5, whose product is annotated as Chalcone and stilbene synthase family protein. The record is from RefSeq and is a predicted model, not a curated record. Gene Ontology annotation, molecular function: acyltransferase activity, transferring groups other than amino-acyl groups. Gene Ontology annotation, biological process: polyketide biosynthetic process. Lineage: Eukaryota; Viridiplantae; Streptophyta; Magnoliopsida; Lamiales; Pedaliaceae.